GGCUGCGAGGUGCCGCCGCAGCCAGCCGGUCGGGAACGCGCGGGGAGCCGGGUGACUGAGACCCCGGGUGAGAGCCGCCUACCUGCAGUCGUCGCCCACAGCUGGGCCGCCACCAUGGCGCUUCUGCCCUUCGUGCUCCUGUGCGGAUUCGCGGAUUUCACUGGAAGUUUGAGUAUCACUACUCCUGAACAGAUGAUUGAAAAGGCCAAAGGGGAAACUGCCUAUUUGCCGUGCAAAUUUACCCUCGGUCCAGAAGACCAGGGACCUCUGGACAUCGAGUGGCUGCUAUCACCAGCUGAUAAUCAGAAGGUGGAUCAAGUGAUUAUUUUAUAUUCUGGAGACAAAAUUUAUGAUGACUACUAUCAAGGUCUCAAGGGACGAGUACAUUUUACAAGUACUGAUCUCAAAUCUGGUGAUGCAUCAAUAAAUGUAACAAGUUUACAGUUGUCAGAUAUUGGCACAUACCAGUGCAAAGUGAAAAAAGCUCCCGGUGUUGGGAAUAAGAAGAUUCAGCUGACAGUUCUUGUUAAGCCUUCAGGUACAAGAUGUUACAUUGAUGGAUCAGAAGAAAUUGGAAGUGACUUUAAACUAAAAUGUGAACCAAGAGAAGGUUCACUCCCAUUACGAUAUGAAUGGCAAAAAUUGUCCAACUCACAGAAACUGCCCACCUCAUGGUUACCAGAAAUGACUUCACCUGUUAUAUCUGUAAAAAAUGCCACUACCGAAUACUCUGGGACAUACAGCUGUACAGUCAAAAACAGAGUGGGCUCUGAUCAAUGCCUGCUGCGCCUGGAUGUUGUUCCUCCUUCAAAUAGAGCUGGGACAAUUGCAGGAGCCAUUGUAGGAAUUUUGCUGGCGCUAGUGCUCAUCGGUCUUAUCGUCUUCUGCUGCCGUAAAAAGCGCAGAGAAGAAAAAUACGAAAAGGAAGUUCAUCAUGAUAUCAGGGAAGACGUGCCUCCUCCAAAGAGCCGUACGUCCACUGCCAGAAGCUACCUCGGCAGCAAUCACUCAUCUCUGGGAUCCAUGUCCCCUUCCAACAUGGAAGGGUAUUCCAAAACUCAGUAUAACCAAGUACCAAGUGAAGACUUUGAGCGCGAUCCUCAGAGUCCGACUCUCCCAACUGCUAAGGUAGCUGCCCCUAAUCUCAGUAGGAUGGGAGCGGUGCCCGUGAUGAUUCCAGCACAGAGCAAGGACGGGUCCAUAGUAUAGAGCCUCUGUACCCUUCAUCUGUGCUCUCCUCUUGAGAUGUGAACACCUGUUUUAAUUUUUGCUACCAGUCUCAAAAUAUAUAUAUAUAUAAAAAGUUAACCAAAAACUGUAAGAAUAAUACUUCAAAAAGUUUUGUUUGGUUAUAUUGAAAUAGUAAAGGCAUUGAAGUUCUAAGGACAAAUUCACCAUCUAAAUAAUAUUUCCUUUAAGAGCUUGACUUUAUAGGUUUCUGACUAUCAAUACUUAAGUCAGCUGUGGCACUUUGAAUAUGAAAUCAUAGGUGAAGAAAUAAAUUGGUGAACUUACACGCAUACCAAGUUGAUACUUGAAUCAUCUGAAAGUGGUACUUUAUAAUUUCUGUUAUUUUUAUAUUGCUUUUUUCAAUUAAUUUAUGACCCAGUAGUGUUCCCCCCACCCCCUGCCAAAAUUGGUAAAGAAAGAUUCAUGGCAAAAAUACUUACGUAGAUUUAUGUUUGUUCUUGUUUUUGCUUCUUCGAAAACUCUAAAUGUGUUUGAAGAGUCUCUAAUAACUAGAAAACACUACUAGAAGUCACUAGUUCUGAGUAAUUCAUAAACCUUGUAUAUGAAAUGACUUAAGUAUUUAAUUGCUAGAUUGCUGUGGGCAGCAGGGACAUAGUAAGCUCUUCUGUAUGCUAAAAUAAAGGAGCAUUUAUAUCUGAUUCAUUUAGAACAUUUGUUGUCAGCUACACAUAGCGAUGACACUAAUGGUGCAGUCGUAAGGAUGAAUUUUGUUGAUUAAUGUUCCAAUGCCCUGAGGCCUGUGGUGGUCUUCAGAACACUGACCUGCUAUCAGGGAAGUGUAGUAUUUUGCAAUUCCCAAGUAAAUGCUGGUCCUCCACUUUAGGUGAUAUUUUUCUAAUAAGAAAAAUUUACAACUCAUUUAUUAUUCGACAAUUACAGAUUGUAAUUCCGUAAUUAUUGGUUCUAAAUUUAAAAUUUUUUUUUCCUGAUUCAGUGUUUUGUUUUUGUUUCUGUGAUGGUGUUGUACAUUAUAUGUUCUAGAAAUGUAAUCUUAAAUUACCCUCUUGAAUGCAGUUCCUGGAGGAUAUUUUCUUCAUAGACUUAGAAUGAUGAAAUACACUUUAAACUAGUAAGGGUCCUCUAUCAAUUCUAUGUUUCAGACUUGGGAGGAUGUACAGUUGCUAUUGUAUGGCCAGCAUGUCUUGUGUAGUUGCAGAAAAUCAAGUUGAGCUUUGAAAAGUUUGUCUUAGUUUUGUGGAAGUGACUUAAUCUU
This is a messenger RNA of Balaenoptera musculus (blue whale), 2464 nucleotides long. It is a transcript of the gene CXADR, whose product is annotated as CXADR Ig-like cell adhesion molecule. The record is from RefSeq and is a predicted model, not a curated record. Gene Ontology annotation, molecular function: cell adhesion molecule binding. Lineage: Eukaryota; Metazoa; Chordata; Mammalia; Artiodactyla; Balaenopteridae. Bases 115 to 1209 code for a protein of 364 amino acids. Gene Ontology annotation, biological process: homotypic cell-cell adhesion. The transcript is spliced from 7 exons. Gene Ontology annotation, cellular component: basolateral plasma membrane; intercalated disc; bicellular tight junction.